This is a messenger RNA of Pseudoliparis swirei, 716 nucleotides long. Its product is annotated as DNA polymerase zeta catalytic subunit-like. Gene Ontology annotation, biological process: error-prone translesion synthesis; double-strand break repair via homologous recombination. The annotation marks the transcript as partial. The record is from RefSeq and is a predicted model, not a curated record. The transcript has 5 exons. Gene Ontology annotation, molecular function: DNA-directed DNA polymerase activity; nucleotide binding; DNA binding. Gene Ontology annotation, cellular component: nucleus; zeta DNA polymerase complex. Lineage: Eukaryota; Metazoa; Chordata; Actinopteri; Perciformes; Liparidae.
GCUUCACCGCAGACAGAGACGAGUACGGUGCCGACACCAUGACUGAGAUCAACAUCGUCGGGCGAGUCACCCUCAACCUGUGGAGGACGAUGAAGACCGAGGCGACGUUGAACAACUACUCUUUUGAGAACGUGGCGUUCCAUGUACUUCACCAGCGCUUCCCCCUCUACAGCCCCCGCACGCUGUCCGACUGGUUUGACCACAACACCGACCUCUACAGGUGGAAGAUGGUGGACCACUACAUUAGCCGCGUGCGCGGCACUAUGCAGCUUCUUCAGCAGCGCGACAUCAUUGGCAGAACCAGCGAGCUGGCCAGAUUGUUUGGGAUUCAGUUCUAUCACGUUCUGACCCGAGGCUCACAGUACCGCGUUGAGUCCAUGAUGCUUCGCUUGGCCAAGCCGCUGAACUACAUCGCCGUGACGCCCGCUAUCCAGCAGCGCGCCCAGCAGAGGGCGCCGCAGUGCAUUCCUCUGGUGAUGGAGCCCGAGUCGCGCUUCUACAGCAACUCUGUCAUAGUGUUGGACUUCCAGUCGCUCUAUCCCUCCAUCGUCAUCGCAUACAACUACUGCUACUCCACCUGCCUGGGCCAUGUGGACAGCCUGGGAACGCCCGAUGAGUUUAAGUUCGGCUGCACCUCCCUGCGGGUUCCUCCCGAGCUCCUCUACCAGCUCCGCAACGACAUCACCGUGACGCCCAACGGCAUCGCCUUCGUCAAG